Lasiosphaeria miniovina is the source of this 1137-nucleotide messenger RNA. RefSeq lists its product as uncharacterized. Gene Ontology annotation, cellular component: mitochondrion. The transcript has a single exon. The coding region runs from base 1 to 1137 and encodes 378 amino acids. Gene Ontology annotation, molecular function: oxidoreductase activity. The record is from RefSeq and is a predicted model, not a curated record. Lineage: Eukaryota; Fungi; Ascomycota; Sordariomycetes; Sordariales; Lasiosphaeriaceae.
AUGGCUGCUCCCUCGCCUCUCCCUGCCUCGAUGAAGGCCCUCGUCUGCGAGUCGGUCGGCAAGCCGCUGAAGCUCAAGAUGAUCCCCACCCCGACCGGGAUCCCCGGCAGCGUCGUCAUCAAGGUCCUGGCUAGCCUGGCUGACUUCCGAAUCCCCAUCAACCUCGGCGGCGCCAUCGGCUUCACCUUCCCCUCGGACCUUUGCCCCAGCGGCCGCGCCAUUGGCCGUAUCGUGGCCACCGACACCGACACCACCAGCCUCAACCACGGCCAGCUCGUCCUGAUCGAGCCUUUUGUGCGCGCCCGCGACAACCCCGACGUGCAGAUAGUGUGGGGCAUGUUCGAUGGCCCCGUCCCCUCGGCCAAGAAGUUCGCCGCCGACAACUGGUCCAAGGGUACGCUGGCCGAGUACGCGCGCGUGCCUCUGGAGAACUGCCACGCCCUCAACGAGGCGCGCCUGUGCGGCAGCCCGGCCGACGGCGGCCUGGGCUACCCUAUAGGCAGCCUCCUGCACCUGACCAACGCUGUCGUGCCGUACGGCGGCCUCCGCUCCAUCGGCCUCCAGGCCGGCGAGCGCAUCGUGGUGGCGCCCGCCACAGGCGCCUUCAGCGGCUGUGCCGUCCAGGCGGCCGUGGCCAUGGGUGCCAGCGUCGUGGCCAUGGGCCGCGACCUCGCCAAGCUGCAAACUCUGCAGCGGCUGUUCCCCGCCGGCCGCGUGCAGGUGGUCCAGACGACGGGCGACGUCGAGGCCGAUGCCGCGGCGCUGCAGAGGUGGGGCCCCGUCGACGCCUUCAUGGACGUGUCGCCGCACGCCGCCGGCCAGUCGACGCACAUCCGCAGCGCCGUGCUCUCCGUGAGGCAGUACGGCCGCGUGUGCUUCGAGGGCAUCGUGCCCACGGACCUGCCCGUGCCCUUCUCCGUCGCCGUGAUGCGCAAUCUGACCAUCCGGGGCCAGUACAUGUACGAGCGGGACGACGUUCGCGACUUUCUCAAGCUCGCCGAGACGGGCGUUUUCAAGAUCGGCAGCGACGACGGCGUCGAGGUCGUCGGCGAGUUCAAGCUCGAGCAGGCCCAGGAGGCGUUCGACUUGGCGGCAAAGAAUACAGGGUUCGGGAAGAUUGUGGUUCUUGCGCCUUGA